AUGAUUAAAGUAUGUCACACUAACAUUACCACAAUCAUAAAACACAAAGAUGAACUUCUUUCCCGAUUUUCUCAAUAUGACAUCAUCUCUGUUAAUGAAACUAAUCUUGAAAAAGAUAGUUCUUUUGCUCUUAAAGGUUAUAACAUUUUUAGAAAUGAUAGAAUAGAAAAACUUGGCGGUGGUGUAUUGUUAGCAAUUAAAGAACAUAUUAAAUGUCAAGAAGUAUUCAACAAAACGAUAGAAAAAAAUGAGAUUAUUGCAGUUGAAGUCGAAACAAAAACAUAUAAAACAAUAUUAAUCUCCUCCAUAUAUGUUCCACCAGCAUCUAAGAUUCAUAUAAAUGUCUUCCGUGAAUUAUACAAUAUGAACAACAAUUGUAUGAUAUUAGAUGAUCUCAAUGCAGCAUUAAACCAAAUGGGAUCAAGAAAAACAAAUGCAAGAGGAAGACAAUUACAAGAAUUAUUAAAUGAAGGUUAUAUGAAUUGUAUUGAUGAUGAUAGUACAACCUUUGAAAGAAAUGAUUAUGAAGAAAAGAUUGAUUGGAUUCUUGCUAGUCAACCACUUAUGUCAUUCAUUUCAAAUUUUGAAACUCACUCACCAUUUACUAUGUUUAGUGGACACAAAUCAAUAACCUUCGACAUCUCAAUUGGAGCUGAACCGAAGCCAAUGUCACCAAGAUUAUCAUUAAAUUUUCAAGCAGCAAAUUGGUCAAAGUUCAGAAACAAAUCAGAUGAAAAUCUUAUGAUAUGGAACAAUGAUCGGUUCUUAAAUUCAACAUCAGAUAUUGAAGAAUACUCAUCAUUCAUCACGGACAGUAUUACUGCAGCUACACAAGAGAGUAUUCCACCUUCUAAACAAAUUAAUACAAGCUAUGCAAUAAGUAAAACAACAAAACAUCUAGUUAAAAUGAAACAUAUAGCAUAUAAAAGAUGGAAGAAGAAUGGAGAAAAUAUUGAGAAGAAACAAUAUUAUAAUGCCAAGAUGCUAUUAACAAAUUCAAUCAGAAAUGACAGGAAAAACAAUUUCAACAAAUUAAUGUCGUCAUUAUGUGAUAAAAAAAUGUCUUCAGCAUCAGUAUAG
This is a messenger RNA of Rotaria sp. Silwood2, 1080 nucleotides long. The record is from the annotation of a GenBank genome assembly. Lineage: Eukaryota; Metazoa; Rotifera; Eurotatoria; Philodinida; Philodinidae.